This is a messenger RNA of Micropterus dolomieu (smallmouth bass), 1391 nucleotides long. RefSeq names its product small nuclear ribonucleoprotein polypeptide A (gene snrpa). The record is from RefSeq and is a predicted model, not a curated record. The transcript is spliced from 7 exons. The coding region runs from base 89 to 937 and encodes 282 amino acids. Gene Ontology annotation, biological process: mRNA splicing, via spliceosome. Gene Ontology annotation, molecular function: U1 snRNA binding. NCBI's taxonomy places the organism in Eukaryota, Metazoa, Chordata, Actinopteri, Centrarchiformes, Centrarchidae. Gene Ontology annotation, cellular component: U1 snRNP.
GACACUGGAAACAUCGUUUCUUAACGCGAGAACAAAGAACGGGAUUUGUGAAGGCCGGGGUUUUUGUUCAUUAUUCCGAGGUUUAAAUAUGGCUACUCCGGAUGUACGGCUUAAUCAUACAAUCUACAUCAACAACUUGAAUGAGAAAAUUAAGAAAGAUGAGUUGAAAAAGUCGCUGUACGCCAUCUUCUCACAGUUCGGGCAGAUUUUGGACAUUUUGGUCGCACGGAACCUGAAGAUGAAGGGUCAGGCCUUUGUUAUUUUCAAAGAGGUUAACAGCGCUUCCAAUGCUCUGAGAUCCAUGCAGGGUUUUCCUUUCUACGACAAACCCAUGCGUAUCCAGUAUGCCAAGCAGGACUCAGACAUCAUAGCUAAAAUGAAAGGGACUUAUGUAGAGCGUGACCGUAAAAAAGAGAAGAAGAAGAUUAAAGGAGCUGAUGCAGCGGGAUCUAAGAAGGGUGUGCCGGGAGCUGCUGCACCCAUGGUCGCUGGGGUACCGGCUGCCAUGCCUGGAAUGCCUCCGAUGAGCCAGGCUCCUCGUAUGAUGCACAUGCCAGGCCAGCCUCCUUAUAUGCCCCCUCCUGGCAUGAUGCCUCCUCCUGGGAUGGCACCUGGUCAGAUGCCACCUGGUGCCAUACCUCCUGGCCAGAUGAUGCCCGGACAGAUGCCUGGACAAAUGCCCCAGCAGGUUGCAGAAAAUCCUCCAAAUCACAUCCUUUUCCUCACCAACCUGCCAGAAGAGACAAACGAACUCAUGCUGUCCAUGCUCUUCAACCAGUUCCCCGGGUUCAAAGAGGUGCGUCUGGUUCCUGGUCGACACGACAUCGCCUUUGUGGAGUUUGACAAUGAAGUGCAGGCCGGCGCUGCACGAGACGCACUACAAGGCUUUAAGAUCACACAAGCAAACGCUAUGAAGAUCUCAUUCGCUAAGAAAUAACACCUCAAGACCGUUUUGUCUUAUAUGCACAAACGGGUCUUUUUUAAAAUUUAUGGCAGUGACCUGAAUUAAAACACUUUUAGAAGUUGACAUUUGCUGAUCAGCACAGCAGGGGCGGUGUAUUUUUAUUUUUUUUCCUCCUUCAGGAUUACAUGUAAGUAUACAUUCUUUGCAUCAUGUUGCUGUGUGUUAUCGUGCCACACUGACAGAACUCUGACAUAAAAUAAUGAUCAGGCAAAUUUCAUAGGAGUUCUGCAUCCCUAAUGAGAUGAAUUUCAGAGGUUUCAUAGCUGGUUUAGCUUUUUUGGCUUGAGCAUGAGCAACAUGAUGUAUUUUGUAUGUUUUUGUGUUUUAAAAACUGUUUUCCAUAAAGCAUUGCACCCAGAGUCUGGUCUGCCAGACACUAUACCUGGAGCUUUUUUCUUUUUAUAAUUAAAACAUUUCUUUGAGACUG